AUGAAAAAGUCCAGCUCUAAAUUCAGUGACAUGUUCAACAACACAAGUGCUUCAACACAAGAGCAAUCUCCGGUAAAUACCAACACUUUCACCGCUGAAGCAGUAGCUGAGCUUGUCCCUAUUGCGCUCCUGGUCACCAUUGCAAAUGGCGUGGUGCUCGUUUUAUUUACAAAGAAUACCAAGCUCCGAACAGCACCAAACUAUGUCCUUUUCAGCCUGGCAGUUUGUGACUUCAUGACAGGAAUCAUCAAUGUUCCCCUUUUCAUAAUUGUCGCGUUCACACCGGUUGUAAAGUCGCUUGAGGUUCGAUAUUACAUGGCCAUCCUGGUGAGUGUACUUAACAAUUUCACCGCCAUAUCAUCUUGUUAUCAUAUACUGGUCGCCACAACAGAGAAGUAUCUGUCAGUCGUCUGGCCAAUAAAACAUCGAUUGAUGACCAGAAGAACAGUCGCCAAAGUGGUGAAAGUAGUUUGGGCGUUGUCUUUCAUUGUGGCCUUUAGUCCCUUUGCAUGGGUGAAAAUGGAAGAUAGAGAAACCCAAGCAAGACUGACUUUAGGACAUGUCAUUUUUUGCCUCAUUGCCGUUUUCUUGUUGCCGUAUACAUUCAUGAUCUACGCUUUUAUCGUCAUUUUUAAAUCAAUUUCUGACAGAGGUAAAGCAAGACGAGGUGCCACUUUAGAGAGACCUUUCCUAAGCCGGCAAGCUGCUCUUGAAAAGCGAUGUUUGAUUUUGUUCGUUGCAAUGGCAACCGUCUUCCUUCUUUGUUGGUUACCAUGGUUUAUUUUGAUGUUGCUGUUCAAAGUAAAGAAGGACGUGAACUCCCUAGAAAUCCCAGCUCAUGUGUUUGUGCUCGUUAGAUAUGCUACUUCUAUUAUAAAUCCUGUAUUGUAUACUUUCUUCAGAAGAGACUUUAAGAAAGCACUACAUUCCUUAUGUUCAAACAGCAGAUUACGUUGUCUGACUACUUUGGAUCAUAAACCAAAUGGAUCUGAUACAAGGGAAAUAGAAACAGCUGAAGACGCUUUAUAA
Messenger RNA from Pocillopora meandrina, 1029 nucleotides. The record is from the annotation of a GenBank genome assembly. Lineage: Eukaryota; Metazoa; Cnidaria; Anthozoa; Scleractinia; Pocilloporidae.